Lampris incognitus (smalleye Pacific opah) is the source of this 4801-nucleotide messenger RNA. It is a transcript of the gene minpp1b, whose product is annotated as multiple inositol-polyphosphate phosphatase 1b. The coding region runs from base 249 to 1649 and encodes 466 amino acids. Lineage: Eukaryota; Metazoa; Chordata; Actinopteri; Lampriformes; Lampridae. Gene Ontology annotation, molecular function: acid phosphatase activity; inositol phosphate phosphatase activity. The transcript has 7 exons. The record is from RefSeq and is a predicted model, not a curated record.
UGCCUGUAUGGCGUUUGCCCUACUUUGUAAAGCGUAGCCGCGUAGCCCGGCGCGUCCAAAUCUGAGUCUCGAUCGAGCGUUUCGGUCGGCCGACGGGAUGACGUUUAAAAACGCGCUGACGUCACCAACCCGGAACAUCAAUACGGGCCGACGCCGGCGGCGCUGUCGACGGGCUUCCGGUCGUUGCACGCGUGCUGACGAAGCUGCCUCAGAACUAAAAAAAGAAAAAAAAAAGAUAAAUAAAUAAAAUGACGCCUGCCUUCUCCAAGCACAAGUUCGUGCUGACGACGCUGAGUCUCGCGUUGACUCGCCUGUCGUGCUGCGCUGCCCAGAACCCAAACGUCCCGCCCAUCGCCGGCUGCUUCGGAACGAAGGGGCGAUACGAAGACGUGAACCCCCGCUUACGGGACGACGUCCUCGCCGUCGACGGGUCGCACCUGAGACCCCCGCCGUCCGGCGGCUGCACCCCCGUCCACCUGACGGCGAUCAUACGACACGGCACCCGCUACCCGACGGUCAAAAACAUCCGGAGAAUGCGGCGUCUGUACGACCUGGUGAUGGACGAGGCGUCCAACUCCGAGGAUUGGCUGGGCGAGAUCAAGAGCCACUGGGAGAUGUGGUACACCGACAACAUGGAUGGGAAACUGGUGGAGAAAGGCAGAGACGAUCACAGACAUUUGGCAGUACGUCUGGCUAUGUUGUUUCCGUCUCUGCUGUGUGUGGAGAACCUGAGGAGGCAUCGUAUCCACUUCCUCACCAGCUCCAAGGAACGCUGCUUAGACAGCUUAGAGGCCUUCCAGCAGGGGCUUCACAAACACUGGGCGGUAAAAGGGGUUUCGUAUCAAUACGACGUGAAUAAUGAGCUGAUGCGUUUCUUUGACCAUUGCCGCAGUUUCAUUGAGGGGGUGGAGAAUAACAAGACAGCGCUGAUCGAGGUGGAGAAAUUCAAAAGAGGGCAAGAGAUGGAGCGAGUCCAGAGGAAGGUGGCCAAAAAACUGAAUAUUCCUCACAAACGCAUCACACCAGAUCUGGUCGAGGCGGCAUUCUUCCUGUGCUCCUAUGAGUUUUCCAUCAGGUCCCUCAACUCCCCCUGGUGUCACCUGUUUGAUGAGGACGAUGCCAAAGUCUUGGAGUACAAGAGUGAUCUGAAGCAGUACUGGAAGCGGGGUCACGGGCACAGCAUCAACAGCAAAUCCAGCUGCUCUCUUUUCCACGACCUCUUCGCCAGACUGGAGCUGGCUGUGCAGCAGAGCAGGUUAGGCCAAGAGAUCCCUGAGGCAGCAACAAUCCAGGUGGGUCAUGCUGAGACCCUUCUCCCCCUCCUUUCCCUCCUGGGCUUUUACAAGGACCAGACCCCUCCCACCUCGGAAAACUACUCCAAACAGCAUGGUAGAAGUUUCCAGACCAGCAAAGUCGUCCCAUACGCCGCUAACAUGCUCUUCGUCCUGUACGACUGCCACCCAGAGCCCAGGCUGCAGUUUCUCCUCAACGAGUCGCCGGUUCAGUUUCCCGGGAUGGAGGAGGACGCUCCACUCUACCAGGAUGUCCGUCAGAGGUACAGGCACCUGUUGGAAGGCUGCGAUUUCAAGAAGGAGUGUGAAGUUAAGCCCAGGGAGAGACACAGCCAUGAUCGAAACUCUGAGCUCUGAACCCCCUCGGGUCCUAGAACAACGGUGGACGAGUAACAUCUCAGAUAUUCUGAUGGACCUCCUUUUUAAAAGGUGGUAUUUUGGUUUGUUUUUGUUUUCCUCAUAUCUACCACUGGGUCCAGUUUGAGAUUUUUUUUUUUUGAAGAAUAGAGUUACGUAUUUAUGAUUGAUUGGUUCUUAAUUUAUUCUUUUAUCCUAUUUGACUGUUCAGUUUUAAUGUGUCCCUGGAGAAUUCCUGUUUGUUUGUGUUCUUAUUGUCAAUAGUAAUGACAGAUGAGAGGGGAAGGAGGGAUGACAUGAGAUACAUCCAGACAAACUGAACGCCAUUUUUACAUGUGGGAUAUCUCCAGCACAUGGCAGCUGCCUCAGUUUACCCUCCUGGGUCCUUUAGGUGGGCGGGAUUGUGGGGGCUCUGUCAUUAUGGCUGAGAUGAUGUCUCCCUCAUUAACCAUAAUCAAUAUUGUUUGAGAACUAGGGAUGCACCCAUACAAUGCUGGUGCCGGAUAUCCGGGUGAUACCAGACUAAAAUGGGUUAUUGGUAUGGGAGAUUUUACCAAAGACUAAAAUCUGACGCCAAAGCCAUGAGGAACAUGUCACAUUUAAAGUAAAACAUGUCUUGUUUUACAGCAUUUUUGGCACAUACUAGAAGCCUGUGUUUGUAUCUUCUUCUUUCGGCUUAUUCCCUGUUUCGCAGGGGUCGCCACAGCGGAUUUUACAGUUUCAAUUGAUACCGUGUGAGGGCACAGCACCAGUGGCGGCCGUUGGUAACCUGGGCUUUGACCGAUCCGGUUUGGAGCCUUGACGAGCCGGUAUGGUCUUGUCAAUCCACAUACAGAUUUGGCAAAAUUUUUACGUCGGCUUCCCUUCCAGACACAACCACUAACCCUACGGAUGGGGGGCACAGGUAAAGCGCUGGAUGCUGUCCAAGUAUUCAUGGACUUGCACCCAUGCCUGUCACCUGAAAAAAAGCCUUCAAAAAAAGGAAAAAGCCUUUCUCUUUUUUUUGGAAGCCUGUAUUUCUAUAAUGUUGGGGGGAAAAAUUGAUUCUAUCAGAUUCAAAUGGCUUUAUUGGCAUGACGUAACGAUGUACAUGUUGCCAGUUCUAUCUCAGUUACUUUGCCAGCUGACCCAAAACUAAUGGCCUACGCUGCUCAACAAACGUAAUGGAUCGGGGGCGUCCGGGUACCGUAGCGGUCUAUUCCAUUGCCUACCAACACCGGGACCCCGUGUUACCUCCGGCUUGGUCGGGCGUCCCUACAGACACAAUUGGCUGUGUCUGCGGGUGGGAAGCCGGAUGUGGUUAUGUGUCCUGGUUGCUGCACUAGCGCCUCCUCUGGUCAGUCGGGGCACCUGUUUGGGGGGGGGGGUAGCGUGAUCCUCCUACGCGCUACGUCCCCCUGGUGAAACUCCUCACUGUCAGGUGAAAAGAAGCGGCUGGCGACUCCACGUGUAUCGGAGGAGACGUGGUAGUCUGCAGCCCUCCCCGGAUCAUGAGAGGGGGUGGGACGUGUGGGGUAAUUGGCCGGAUACAACUUGGCAGAAAAAGGGGGGAAAAAAGAAAAGUAAUGGAUCGGAUCGGUGCUCUGUACGUGACGAUACUUAGAGUUAUACUCGGAAUCAGUAUGGGCAAUGAAACAUAAUAAUAAUAAUAAUAAAUCAAACUCAUAUAGCACUCUUCUAAUGCUCAAAGUCGCUUUGCAUAUGAUAUUGAUGCAUCCCUGGUUAGCUCUGUGCUGUCACUCUGUCUUACAACAGGUCAUGUUUGGAAAGUUCCGGUUUUAUUGUCAAGCUUUAUAGAAGGUGCAGGGAAUAACCUUAUAUCAGCUGACUGAGGGAGAGGAGUUUUGCACUGCAAGACGAACACUGAUUUCUACUAACGUCAGAAAGAACUGGUUGCAGGAUGGUGGUGGUGGGGGUUGUUAAGGUGGCUUUGUGGUUAGCUCUGCUGCCUCACGUUGGUCCCUGGUUCUGUCUCAGGUCACCUGUGUGGACUUUGUAUAUUGUCGAUACAUUUGCAUGGGUUUCUUCCCAGUCCCAGUUACAUCCAUGAUGUGAGCCAGAUCCCUGUAACUCUGAACUGGACCAAGGUGUUCUAGAACAUGUUUAGUUUGCUGUCGUAUAACCAAUAAAGGGUGGAACACUUGGCUGCCACUGCAGUUGGUGCUAAAAAAAAUUGGGGGGAGGGGGGCGCAAUUUACCUUGGCGCAGCACACCUGACAGCUGCUUUAAUGUUCACACAGUUAUGAAGGACAAUGUAGCCUAUAGAUUUUAUCAGGGUUGGUAGACGGUGGAUGAUUGACAGUCGAGACGAGGCGUCGUGGUGGGUGUGAACAUGAUUGACAGCCACGAGAAUUAUCCAAUCACAUUAGAUCCAAAAAACAUUAAACCGAUACCAAUUCACUGCCAGUAAAAGUGGGGGUGUCUGGGGCACCCAGAACUGCGCCCCCAUGGAAAAUCUGAAGAAACCAAUCAGACAGCAGCCUCAGGUCACCUGCUCACCACAAGUUUGAGGGCUUACAUGAGGUAUGGUUUGGCCGGCGCCCCUCACCCAGGAAGCAUAUGUAUUCAGACAGGAACCAACCAAACACCAUUUGAACCCAUAUUUAAUGGCUGCUGACAGGCGCUCAGACUGAAAAACACUUUUAUUUCAUAAUUAAUUUGCAUUAUACAGCUAAAUUAUAUUUAAGAUGUUUAAGUAGAUGUCCAUCUCUUGAUGUUUGAAGGGGGCAGCACCCCAGCGCCCUGUACUGGCCAGCCGCCACUGAAUAGCACUGCGGGGUCGAUAAGGGGAUGGGAGACUAGUGUACAUCUGUACCUGUGCCUUGGUAGUCUUGAACUGCCUACUGCGAUGGAUGCCUUUGGUUAGUUUAUGGAAGUUCUAUGAUUUUCUUUUCUUCGCUUGGUUGAUGCUUCGACAUACAUGGGUUGUUCCGCGGUUUCUUUGAGAGACGGGACCUUCGUUUUGAGCAGUAAUAAAUCGAGGGCCGUCAACGGUGAUCUAAACGUAACGCUUCCUACAGUGUUCUUGUGCUUUUCAUGUCCUGCUUGACUGCUGCAGUGUGGUGACUACUGAGGAUUUGAUUGAGAAAGAUUAUCGCCAAAUGGUUUUUUUUUUUUUUUUACUGAAAGCUUUAAUAAACAUUUUCCAAAGA